AUGGGCAGUAUUGACCACAAGGGAACCGUCCCUUGGGGUGGGGAUGCUUCCUACAAGGUUUUUCGCAAUGUCCGCAGCUACGGCGCCGUCGGAGACGGUGUGACAGACGACACAAAAGCCUUCAAGAAUGCCAUGAGCGACGGCAAACGAUGUGCAGUAAAAUGCAAUGGAUCCACAGUCAGGAACGCAAUCGUGUACAUCCCGCCAGGCACCUAUGUCAUCUCGUCUACAAUCGUUAUGCCGUUCGGCACGCAGGUAAUUGGUGAUGCCAACGCGCGUCCGACGUUGAAGGCAUCCAAGAGUUUCAUCGGUAUGGGUGUCUUGUCAACGGAUGAGUAUACAGGCGGUGGUACGGGUACCGACGGACUUGACCAACAGUACUUUGUCAAUACCGCCAACUUUUACCGGCAGUUGCGCAAUCUUAUCAUCGAUGUAACGCAGACGCGUACGUCACAGAAGGUGGCAUGUCUGCAUUAUCAAGUCGCUCAAGCCACCAGCACGCAGAACCUCUUACUCAUCGCCGGAUCGUCUGGGUACGGCAUGUAUGCAGAGAAUGGUAGCGGCGGUCAGAUAUCCGAUGUCGAAUUUCAGGGGGGCACGGUUGGACUGUUUGGUGGCAGUCAGCAGUUCAUCGCGCAGCGUUUAAAGUUCAGUGGCUGCACCGUGGGCGUGCAGCUGAUUUGGGAUUGGGGAUGGGCGUGGAAGUCGAUAGAAAUGAACAACGUGAGCACAGGGUUCAAGCUGGUGCCAGACAGCGGUUCUGGCUCUAGUGGUGGUAGCACAGCGACAUCAAGCAACAUCGGAUCAGCCAGCUUCCUCGACUCUUCCUUCAACAACGCCAACACAGUUGUUGUUGUGGAGCCACCAUCCAAAACCUCCGGGACAGGAACUACAGGCCUUGUUCUCGAGAACAUCAAGCUCUCGGGCGUCACUGCCGCCGUUGUCGAUAACACUGGCGCCACUAUCCUCGGCGUAUCGUCAAACAUUGGUCAAUGGACUUAUGGUCCUAUCUAUAAAGGUUCCGCUGAUACGAAGGACCGUGAUUUAGUCACGGCUACCAAGCGAGCGAAGCCACAGUAUGAGGAUCGCAGUAUGGGAGAUUUUGUCCAUUUGAAAGACCUUGGAGCCAGAGGCGAUGGCGUUACCGACGAUACAGCAGCUUUCCAGUCCGCCUUGUAUGCGGCAGUGGGCAAGAUCUUGUUCAUCGACGCAGGCUCUUACAUCUUGACAUUAACCGUCACUAUACCCAGUGGCUCAAAGCUUGUAGGUGAAACUUGGUCGCAACUCGCAGCCUCGGGAACAUGCUUUUCAGAUGCACUGAACCCCAAGGUCAUGCUCAAAGUGGAAACGUCUGGUCAGGUUGGCGACGUCGAGAUGCAGGACCUCCUCUUCACCACUGUCGGCCCAACAACAGGAGCCAUCUUGGUCGAGUGGGAUAUUCAAGCGUCGAGCCCUGGGGCAGCAGGAUUAUGGGACUGUCAUGCGCGUAUUGGAGGUGCCACAGGUACCAAAUUGACACCUGCCGAGUGUCCGCCGUUGACAAGUGGUACCGCCCCAGGCUGCAAUGCUUCUAGCUUGACGAUGCACUUGACAAAGACAGGAUCAGGACACUUUGAGAAUAUGUGGCUGUGGGGGUCUGACCAUACGAUUGAUGAUCCCAAUAUGAACGAUGCCAACAAAACCAUGCUAUACGGAACGGCAUCCGAACACGCUGUAUUCUACCAAUUCAACUUCAACAAAGCAUCAAGAAUCUUUGCUGGUUUGAUACAAACAGAGUCACCUUACUACCAGCCAACCCCGCAACCACCCGCGCCCUUCACCUCAGCCGUCGGGGUGUUUGCCGGGGAUCCUACCUACAAAUGUACAGCCGGCGAUGAGUUCAGUGGCUGUGAUGAGUCCUGGGCAGUCUUCAUUCGCGAAUCCAUGAACAUCUUCAUUGCCAGCGCCGGGCUCUAUUCGUGGUUCUCGACCUAUGCACAAACAUGCAUUGACCAACAGCUCUGUCAAAAAGCGCUCAUGUUACUUGAGAAGAACUACUCAAACGUCCGCAUCAAUCACCUCGUCACCAUCGGCGCCAAAUACAUGGCCGUCAUGGACGGUAAAGGUAUCCCCGCCAAAGACAAUCUCAACGUCAACAUGCACCCGUUCUGGUCGCAGAUUUCCGUGUUGGAUGUAAGUGCCAACAGAUCCUUGUACGACGAGUUCAUCUGGAUUGAUCCCAAGAUCUGGGACAUGGACGAUCCCAAGAUCUGGGACAUGGACGUGCCCAAGUUCACAUGCUCGCCUCCGUGUAAAGUCAAGAUUCCACUAUGGACAAAGGCAACAAGCACAGCGCCCAUAACCAUCUCGGAAUGGUGGUUCGAGGCCGUCACACUGUCCGGCGGAAACGGUGCCGCCGUCCAGAGAAGACAAAGCUUCGAGCUAUUCUGGCCCAUCCCAGAAAAAACCUCUGCAUGGCCUGCAGUCGUGUACACUGAUCCAGACGGCUCCUCGACCAUAAAAGCACCCACCAUCCCCUUCCCCACUCCACCCCCGUCCAUCGACCCCAACGCGCCCCCGACCCCCACAGGAAGCUGGCCAAAACGCCAACUAGAACCAUACAUUGGCCAAUACGAAAGCCCUCUCGUCGAACAAUGCGCUUUUUAG
This is a messenger RNA of Pyrenophora tritici-repentis Pt-1C-BFP, 2646 nucleotides long. The record is from RefSeq and is a predicted model, not a curated record. NCBI's taxonomy places the organism in Eukaryota, Fungi, Ascomycota, Dothideomycetes, Pleosporales, Pleosporaceae.